Aspergillus clavatus NRRL 1 is the source of this 3393-nucleotide messenger RNA. RefSeq names its product Ulp1 protease family, C-terminal catalytic domain protein. Gene Ontology annotation, cellular component: nucleus; cytoplasm. NCBI's taxonomy places the organism in Eukaryota, Fungi, Ascomycota, Eurotiomycetes, Eurotiales, Aspergillaceae. The transcript is spliced from 6 exons. Gene Ontology annotation, biological process: protein desumoylation. The coding region runs from base 1 to 3393 and encodes 1130 amino acids. The record is from RefSeq and is a predicted model, not a curated record. Gene Ontology annotation, molecular function: SUMO-specific endopeptidase activity.
AUGCCGAAGGAUUUCGACCUACCUCACAAUCUCGGACUGUCCACAGACAAUGGGUCCAUACGACGGGACCAGGCGACUUCCCUACAGGACGAGGAUAGGCUGUUUCCUCCAUCUUCUACACGUGUCCCACGCCCGGAGACGUUUCCUGAGCACAGUUUCUCGGAAAGACCCACAAAACGCCAGCGACGGGAUACCCAAAGUUCACCGGUCCCAAAAGUGAUUGACGACUCGGAGGAUAAUUUGACAUUACGAUCAGUCGUCGAUCCAUCGUCAACCGCUGGAAAUAAGCCACGUCAGUCGCCAAGUUCGAGCCAACAUUCUGACAAAUCCAAGAAAAAUAGGAAAGCUAAACUCAACGCAGUCGAUGAGUUUCGUCAGGUGGAGAAGAACGUCAGGAUUGACCGCCCUCAACCCAGUCCGAAGCUUGGAGCCAAGAGAUACCACCGUCGCUUUUCACCGGAGGAUGAUUUCGAACAGCGUUUUACCGAAAAUGCUACGAGACAACGACGUCUAUCGGCCCCCAGUGAUAGAUCCGAGGUGCUGCAGAGCGUUGAGAUCCAGCGCCCACGAGAAGCUGGGACUUCACCCCACCGCCUUUAUACGAAGAGCGGAAAGCGACGAAAUUCAGAUGCGCGCGAGAGCCCGGAUGAGUUACAAGGGGCAGCAACCGUGCAGCCCGCACCGGAUUCCAUCAGUGGCCUCCGUAAGAAAGACGUCAGGGGCGGAACCGAUCCAGAGGAAAAAGCGGGCACCACUAUGCAACGGGCAUCGUCACCGGCAGAUAUCCAACCGACACUCUUCGUCAGCUCAGCGCGUCAGGGCCAGGGGAAAUUGAAGGGGAAGAGCGCUAAAUUUAAAAAACGUGCUACCUCCUUUCGGUUCUUCCAGGCGACAUUUUUUCGGUUCGGAAAUAUUAUUGCGUCAGCAUCCGGCCCCAAGCCCAUCGAUCUAGUUGUGGACAUGGCUCAUGAGAUCCUCGAAAUGAAUGAGUCAUGUCAAAUUCUUCUUCAAAGAGUCGACAGGGUUCUUCGAGGAGACUCAGAGAGCUCCAAGGUCCGGCUUUGUCUAUCUAGGACGGAAGGCACCGGUGACUGCAAUGUGGAUAUAGAGCUCACCUCCUCUCAAGAAAAGCAAGAUUUUUGCUCCUUGUUUAUCAUAGGACAUUUCAACGUUGUCAACAAGGAAGGGCCAAGUAAAUGGAUGGACGACGCGUUCAAAAGGGGCAAAACCAUGAUGGCUUCACCACGGAACACGAACGGAUCCAAGCGACCAAGCUUGAAUGGCGUUUCUGAAUCUGUGCCUGAGGCACGAGUCGAAGUACUAAAACGACCUAAGCUUUCGACCUCGUUGGAAGACGAUCGCGGGAGCCUUUCUGUUCCUCUACCAAACCCAAAAGGCGCAUCCCACAGCCCCAAGCCACUACAUAAAUCUUGGGAUAUCUCUUCGAAUGAGACGACAAACCCUAUUUUCUCCAAAGUUGAUACUAAGGAGGCGGUCGAGAUACCAGUUAAAAAGUACAAAGGGGAAGCCACAAUCUCCAGCCGUGCGACAAGAUCGACCUCGCGGCGUACGCAGCCAGCAACAAUAGUAUCCGAUGACGAAGAGGACCAUUUGCCAGAACCGAAGCUUGAUCAAAAAUCAAAGAGAUGGCAGCAGUCGCUCGUGUAUCCACGGUUCGGUAAGAAGAAAGCUGAAGUUGACGCUUUAGACCUUGAGAGAUUACGGGAAAACGAAUUCUUGAACGACAAUUUAAUAGGAUUCUACAUACGCUUUCUGGAGGACCAUUUGGAACGGAAUAACAAGGAAGUAUCAAACAGGGUUUACUUCUUCAAUUCAUAUUUCUUCGCGACUCUCACGAAUUUACCACGGGGGAAACAGGGAAUCAACUACGAGGGCGUUCAGAAAUGGACAAGGAAUGUCGACUUGUUCAGCUAUGACUAUAUUGUCGUUCCCAUCAACGAAGCGGCACAUUGGUAUGUCGCGAUCAUUUGCAAUCUGCCGCAAUUACCGGGCAUCGUCAAUGAAAAUCCAGCGGUGGAUGAGGCGUCGAAGGGCAGCAGGGAACCUUCUACAGUACCGAGCCUUGAAGUCCCAGAAAUCUCAAACACACUCGAUGCCAAAGGAGGAAAUUCUUUCAAUAACGACGUGGCUGAACAUGCGAUUCGCCAGGGAUCUGUUCCCGGCAAAGAGGAGUUGGCUCGUGAAUCACUAGCUGCAAUGAGCUUAUUGGACCAAAAGGAGUCAAAGGACAAUGAAUCGCAGGAGGUGCCUCCUUCAGACGAAGAUUGGCCGGAAAAAGAGGAGAAUCCCCUCUCCUCACCUGCUAAAUUCUCUAGUCCCCGACGGGACGCUGGGUCUACGAAGCAGGUCGAUUCCCAAAACGCCAGCCAAACUUCUGCCGCGGGCAGUCAAAAAGGACGGAAGCCGAAGAAGAAGCGCCUGGGCCCAAAAUAUGAUGUACGGCAGCCAAUGAUUAUCACAUUUGACUCUUUGAAUCUGCCACGCUCGCCUACGAUCAAUGUGCUGCGGAAUUACCUUCAAGAGGAAGCCAAGUCGAAAAGGGGGCUUGAUAUCGAUACAAGCUUGAUCAAAGGCAUGAAAGCGCAAGAAAUCCCAUUGCAGCCCAAUUACUCAGAUUGCGGUCUCUAUCUGCUUGCAUAUGUGGAGAAAUUUGUCCAAGACCCAGAUACAUUCGUGACGAAGCUGCUUCGGAAGGAGAUGCGUUCAGAGGAUGACUGGCCGCCCUUGCGGUCUGGCCUCCUUCGGCGUCGCUUGCGAAAAUUUCUUGACGAUCUAUAUGACGAACAGAAGCAGAUGAAUCGCGAGAAGGCAAAUGAAAAGAUUACCAUGGCGGACAAGCAGCCGAUAUCUUUUCUUCUUGGACAUUCUGAGCCGGAAGGUGGACCAGAUGCUACGACCACCACGGCUGUCUCGCCUGUGCGAUAUGAGAAAUCACCAAGCAGAAAGCCAGCAGCGAAAAAUCUGGAUUUGGAACUUGCGAAACCCAACAGGCAUACUGCACGCGAAACACAGCCCAAAGCUAACUCGUCCAACGAUGAUGCAUUGGACGACGUGGUUGAAAAGGACAAGUCUUUGCCCCGAAAAUCUCCAGCGAGUUCUACAGAGCCAUCUGUUCGCGAAAUAGUCGAAGUUCCCGACAGCCAAGAGCAGGCAGAUGAUGACUCUCGAGCCUGCCAAUCGCAAACUAAGCCCCAAGGUCGACAGGAUGUGGGUAAAGACACAGUUCAAGUCCAAGUACCUCAGUACCCUGUGGAAGACAGUAGUGUCGAAGUGCGGAUCCUCGGAACUCCUCCCCCGGAAUCAUCUCCAGACGCGCAAGAUCGCAUUCGCAAGAGUCCGCGAGGUUUCAAAAGCAAAACCGGUCACGCAUGA